AUGGGUCCCGCCAAGGAUCUGGCCAAACCCCUGCUCGAUGUCGACGAGCUCCUCGCCGCCAACGCGGCGCGCGUGGAGAAGAUCCUGACUUCCCUAAAGAACGGAACCGGGGACGACGCACCCUCGCUCCCUGUCGGGGAAGGUACCCCGUACGACGACAUCUGGGCUUUGAGAUUCUGCCUGAGCCACGAUGAGGACGACGAAGCCUUGGCCACUGCGCGGAAGACGCUGUCAUGGAGGAAGGAGCACGCGGAGAUGCUGGAGAAGGCGGCCAAGCGGGAGAGGGUAAAGAAGUUUGCAUCCAUCGAGCGGUUCGUCGCGGCGGACUACCAUGGGGAGGAUAAGAGGGGAAAUCCUGUUUACUGCAUACGCGCGGGGAUCAGCAACCCGUCCGCGAUGAUGGACGUGCACACCAAAGACGAGGUCCUCAUGUUCAUGAUGUACAGGAAAGAGAUCGGCUUCCUCAUCGCCGACGAGCGGACGCGCAGGACGCGAAAGCUUCACAAGCUCAUCACCGUGAACGACCUCAAUCACGUGUCGCUGAUGGCCGGGACUGACAAGAGGUUCCAGAAGGUGCUUGGGGAGUCCUCCAAGAUGUCGGAGACGCUGUACCCGCAGCUUCUGGACCGCGCGGUGCUCAUCAACGUCCCGUAUAUCUUCAGCGUGAUAUGGAGCAUGGUCCGCGGCUUGAUCAGCGCCAAGACCAAAGCCAAGGUGGCCAUCUGCCCGGGCGACACCCUCAAGGGCGACGUCUCCAAGUGCCCCUUCGCCAAACACGUAAAGAUGGAGACCAUUCCCACGUUCAUGGGCGGCACGUGCAGGUGUUCGCCGGGGUGCAUAUGCGGCGUCCCCAACGAUCAGAAGACGAUGGUGGCCAAGAAGGACGGCGACGGACUCAUCGCGGCGAACGUCGCGGCGCGAGAUAAGCUGCUGGCGUACGUGGAGGUCAGCCGCGGGGACAAGGUGGCGUGGCACCUGCAGGUGGAGGAGCAGGGCGUGGAGUUGGACGUGGUGCUGAGGGAGAGGGGGAUCAACAGUGGCACGCCCAUGACGGUGGUGAAGAGGUUCAAGCACAAGUCCGGGGCUGGGGUCAAGUCGGAGGUGCUGGAGUCCCCCGGUGACGGGACGCUCGUGUUCACGUUCAACAACGAGUACUCGUACUUCAACUCGAAGAACAUCAAGUACAAGUGCGAGAACAUCACCGCCGUGGCGAAGGAGAACGCGACGGAGGCGGGCGCGGAGGAGGAGGAGGAGGAAUCGUGA
Messenger RNA from Micromonas commoda, 1263 nucleotides. RefSeq lists its product with no specific name. The transcript has a single exon. Lineage: Eukaryota; Viridiplantae; Chlorophyta; Mamiellophyceae; Mamiellales; Mamiellaceae. Gene Ontology annotation, cellular component: cytoplasm. The record is from RefSeq and is a predicted model, not a curated record. Bases 1 to 1263 code for a protein of 420 amino acids.